Molecule: messenger RNA, 1937 nt
Organism: Amoebophrya sp. A25
Lineage: Eukaryota; Dinophyceae; Syndiniales; Amoebophryaceae
Source: the annotation of a GenBank genome assembly
GUUCUUUGUUCGCCUUUCAAAAUCUUUCUUCACUAAUCGCUCGAGAAAACGAUAGAACGCGGCACUAUUUGAAUUUUGAUAAUCGGAAUAUCACACACAUCGAUGAAGAGAGAAGGUAGCAUGUUACACUAGAAGAGUACUUUCACUAAGAAAAAAUAUGGCCGUCGUACAUCGCCUGACCACAGCUCUCCGUCGUGCCCCAGCGAGAGGGGCGACACGAAACUCGCGGUGGCUCGCUUCUAUUCGAAGCAGGGAGUGGACCUCGUGCGAAGGGUUUACAAACGGGAUGAGAUUAAGUCAUUAGAGCGACCACAUCUCGCAUCCUCGACCACAGCGUCCGCCGCGAGCGCUAUGCAUUUGUCGUCUGGAUAGUAGAAGAAGUGUGCAGCAGCGUAUUUGCGCUCGAGGAUGCGAUGAUGAUGGUAGCUCUAAUCAAGCUAUCGGAACCAUGCAUUGUUCCGUGAACAGCAGCAACGCCUGUUCUCUUUCGCCGAUUUCGCUCCCAGCAAUGCGUCACCAUCUCCUGCCACACCAAAGGCCGCCACUCCUUUCGGUUCACUAAGAGAAGCCCUUGGAAGGUGUGUAGUCGUACGACCGAAAGGCGAAAGAGAUGCGGACUCACACCAGGCUGCAGAACAACUGGAGGCUUGGAGACGAGAAGACGCUAGUAAUGGUCAUCAAGAAGACGAUGCUGAGGCCAAAAAGAAUGAGUUGCUGUUCGCCUACCCAAAAGGAGAUUCAAACUCAUCGUACGGCGCAAUACCUUUUGGCACCUUGACACUUUUAGGCUUAUCGGUGGCGGCCACUGUGGCUAUGCAGGUUUGGUGGUGGCGGUUGACGAGAGUCGAUCACGGAAGUGGAGGUGGUGGCUUCGCCAGGUCACUUGAUGCUGGAGAAAAGAAAAGCAAGCUGCUUUCUCAAGUUUCACACUUCUCGCAUACCUUGAUGCAAAUUAUGCGAGACCCCGUGUUGGCCAACUUCGUUCGCUAUGCUGAACCGCUACCAGUGCAGUGUCUUUUCGCUUCUACGUUGUUCGCUUCCGGCAUGUUCGUAGAACGAUUGCGAGGGCAUAGAUUUCUUGUCACUUUGACGGUCGGUUCGGCCGUUUUAGCGAAUGUGAUGCUCAAUCGAGAUCAUCUGCCGUUGCUUCGUAGUACGGGCUUCUGUAGCGAUUCAUCUACAAGAACUUCCACAACCUCAACAACAUCUCCAACUCCUGCCAGGAGUAGUUAUCUAUCUACACCGUUCGUUGCUCCCCUCAACGCUCCACCAGCGGUGGCUACGAAUGCUGGGAUCCUUGCUGUUUGCGGUUAUCUUUUUAAACGAGGUUUUGGACAAUGCGCAGUGUUUCCUGGAGUCUAUAUUCCUCUAGGAUGGGCUUGUUUUGCUCCACUCUUCGUUUACGAGAUGCUGCAAGUGAGGAACUAUGUAGGGAAGGUUCAGUACUCAUCUUCCUCAUCUGGGAAGAACGUCAUUGAGGGAGAAGGACGAGGUGAAACAACUUCUGAUGAAGAUGAACAACAAGCAGCUUCGCUCUCGUCUUCUUCUUCUGAAGGAUCGACAUCCAACAUUCCGGUCCAUCACGACGAAACUUACCGCGAGAUACUACAAGCGCAGCUUUUGGAAGGCGUCCUAGCCGAAAAAAGGGAUGCGUGUUUUCGAAAAAAUUUGCCUUUGCCAGAAGAAUGCCACAUGACCGGAGGAGAAAAGAGUAGCCUCAACGCCAUGCCUGCUCAGCAGUUAUCUCGCGUUGACGAUAACAGCGUUUUGAUCGACAUAUGCGGUUUUCUGAUAGGGGUAACUGUGGCUGUGUUGGGAUUGUGAUGAUGUUAUUCUUGUACAUGAUCCGAAAAAAAAAGAUGACAAAGAUCAGUUGCCCCAUUCAUUCUCAUUCUGCUGCAGUAUGCAUCCUCGCGUGAGUUUCAGCAAUCCUCCCG